CUUAAUUUUUUCCCUAAAUAUCUUAUUGUAUUUCCAGUCAUGUGGUCAAAACUCAAGUAGUCAAAACACUAACUGGCACUCCGAGCAUGGAACAGUCCACGCAGCCAUCUCAUCCGGUGAUGGGAAUUGUCACUGGUGCUGCCCAAAUAGCAUAUGCUGCUCCUACUUACCAAUCUGCGGCAAUGGUAACCGGAGCUCCAGCAGUAAUUGGAGCCAUACCAUCUCCUGCACAACCAACCUCAACCUUCCCCACUAGCCCAGCGCAGCUCACAAGCCAGCACCAGCUUGCUUACCAGCAGGUCCGACAGUUCCAUCACCAGCAGCAGCAGCAACAACAGCAGCAGCUCCAGACCUUCUGGGCUAACCAGAUGUUAGAGAUUGAACAUGCUACUGAUUUCAAGAACCACAGCCUGCCGCUUGCUCGGAUUAAGAAAAUCAUGAAGGCCGAUGAGGAUGUCAGGAUGAUCUCAGCUGAGGCCCCCGUGAUCUUUGCCAAGGCAUGUGAGAUGUUUAUACUGGAGCUCACACUAAGAUCAUGGAUCCAUACUGAGGAAAACAAGAGAAGAACACUUCAAAAGAAUGAUAUAGCUGCUGCUAUAACCAGGACUGACAUAUUUGACUUUCUAGUUGAUAUUGUUCCCAGGGAUGAGCUAAAGGAAGAGGGCAUUGGGAUUGCCAGAGCUGCUUUGCCUACCAUGGGUGCUCCUGCUGACUCGGGCCCCUAUUACUAUGUACCAGCACAGCAUCAGUUGGCAGGCCCAGGGAUGAUCAUGGGGAAGCCAGUUGAUCAAGCAACCACAGCGGCAAUGUACACUGCCCAGCCACCUCAUCCGGUGGCUUACAUGUGGCAGCAGCCUCAGCAGCAGCAGGCACAGCAGCAGCAACAAAUGCCUGAUAGCGGCUAAAUAUAUAAAAAGGAUAGAGAACUACUAAAUGGCUCAGGAAUUUUCAGUCCCAGGAAGGAAAGUUGUUCAACCAAAUGGCAUGUACUCAUCUGCUGUAAGAGUGGUUGUUACGAUUAGCGUUCCAUUGACCUUUUGUUGGUUAGUAGGUCAAGUAUUUAAAACCCUAGAGUUUUUGCCAGAGUUGAAGGGUCUCAAUUUUUUGUACUGGUGUUUUAUCUGAGCUGUCAUUUUCUGACUUGGUAGGGAAUAAAACAUAUUGUUCUUAAUUUAAAACUGAUAUCCGUGAUCUCUAGAGGAUUGUUGUGAGAAUCAAUACUGGGAGUGGGGGACCUGGAUUUUGGAUCUUCAGACGGUUCUCGUCUGUUCAACGUACGUUACGAUGUUAAA
Elaeis guineensis (African oil palm) is the source of this 1292-nucleotide messenger RNA. NCBI's taxonomy places the organism in Eukaryota, Viridiplantae, Streptophyta, Magnoliopsida, Arecales, Arecaceae. The record is from RefSeq and is a predicted model, not a curated record.